This is a messenger RNA of Ilyonectria robusta, 1818 nucleotides long. RefSeq lists its product as uncharacterized. Gene Ontology annotation, cellular component: cytoplasm. The record is from RefSeq and is a predicted model, not a curated record. The coding region runs from base 140 to 1501 and encodes 453 amino acids. The transcript has 4 exons. Gene Ontology annotation, biological process: phosphatidylethanolamine biosynthetic process. NCBI's taxonomy places the organism in Eukaryota, Fungi, Ascomycota, Sordariomycetes, Hypocreales, Nectriaceae. Gene Ontology annotation, molecular function: ethanolamine-phosphate cytidylyltransferase activity.
UACCAACCUCCAUAAUCGUAGUUAGCUAUCGCGAAAGCUCUCCUUUGAGCCUCAUCACCUUUGUUUGCCGAGCCACGUGGACAGAGCCUUUUGAUCCCGAUCCCAAUCACCACACUCACUCACUCUCUCUCAAUCCGCAAUGUCGUCAGCAGACAUUGACCCCGCCAACUCCACCGAGGGCCUCGUGCUGGAAGGCGACCCCGCGCCCGAGCUCGUCGAGGGCCGCAUCUGGGUCGACGGCUGCUUCGACUUUUUCCACCACGGCCAUGCUGGUGCCAUUGUUCAGGCCCGCCAGCUGGGCACCGAGCUCUAUGCCGGCGUCCACUCCGACGAGGAGAUCCUCGCCAACAAGGGCCCUACCGUCAUGACGCUUGAAGAACGCCUCGCCGCAACCAACGCCUGCAGAUGGGUCACCCGGUCCGUCGGGUCGGCGCCCUACGUCACCUACCUGCCGUACAUCUCGCACUACGGCUGCAAAUACGUCGUCCACGGCGACGACAUCACGUCCGACAGCGACGGCAACGACUGCUACCGCUUCGUCAAGGAGGCCGGCCGCUUCAAGGUCGUCAAGCGCUCGCCCGGCAUCUCCACCACCGACCUCGUCGGCCGCAUGCUGCUGUGCACCCGCACGCACUUCAUCAAGUCGCUCGAGCGGAAGCUCGCCGGCGCUGAGGGCGACGGCACCGAUGACGAGCGCAGCGUCCAGGCCGCCGCCAUGAUGGAGCGCAUGCGCCUCUACGCCACCGACGCCUCCGGCCUAGCCCCCGGCGCCGACGUCUGGUUCUGGUCCGCCUCGGGCCCGGCCAAGGCUGCCGACACGGAGGAGGAGAAGGGUUCCUUCCGUCAGCUGAUCGAGGGUCCCGGCCCCAAGCCCGGCCAGCGUGUCGUGUAUGUCGAUGGUGGCUUCGAUCUCUUCUCCAGCGGCCAUAUUGAGUUUCUGCGUCGUGUCGUCAUCGAGGAGGAGGAGCUGGCGCGCGCCGAUGGCUGGUACUCGGAGCAGAACGUCAACGAGCGCAAGGGCAAGGGUGAGGACUAUCCCCCAGCGUAUGUCGUCGUCGGCGUCCACGAGGACUAUGUCAUCAACCAGUGGAAGGGCGUCAACUACCCCAUCAUGAACACCUUCGAGCGUGGUCUCUGCGUCCUCCAGUGCAAGUACAUCAACGCCGUCGUCUUCGGCGCCCCCUUCACGCCCACCAAGACAUACCUCACGUCGCUCCCGCGGGGCACUCCCGACGCCGUCUACCACGGCCCGACGUCCUUCAUGCCGCUGACGUACGACCCGUACACAGCGCCCAAGGCCAUGGGCAUCUACCGGGAAAUCGGCGAGCACGCCUUCUCGGAAGUCAACGCCGGCGAGAUCGUGCAGCGCAUCAUGAAGAGCCGCGACAUGUACGAGGCGCGCCAGCGGGCCAAGGGCAUGAAGGCCGAGGUCGAGAGCGCCGCGCGCGAGCGCGAGUUGAUGGAGGAGGAGCAGCGCAAGCGGGAAGCUGAUCGGUCGUGAAGAGCCGGGCUUACGGCGCGUGUGUUGGCGGCGGUGGUAAUGUGGCGUGGCAUCAUCCUUACGUAUCUGCCGGGCUGGGAUGAGUAGUUAAGAGGUCUUCAACAGGCCGCCCGGCUCAAGACGGAUAUACAGAUAGACAAAAGCAACAGCAACAGCAACGAAUGACGCAAUCUUUGUUCGAACAAGACGAUUUUGGCUGGUCACGAUGUGAGAAGUCAGGUGUCAGCACUGGGGAGCCAAUUCUAGUUAACUUGAGGAACGUGCUUGACGAACUAAGACCCUAACUCGGGUCAUUCAUAAGAAAUUAGACCUUCCUA